Molecule: messenger RNA, 1012 nt
Organism: Drosophila eugracilis
Lineage: Eukaryota; Metazoa; Arthropoda; Insecta; Diptera; Drosophilidae
Exons: 2
Coding region: 77-886 (269 amino acids)
Source: RefSeq, a predicted model, not a curated record
AUAAAAGCCGGAUUGGGCUGAGCUUUCAGUAUUAGUUCCUUCUGUCAUCUUCAAUUGACCGCACCUUCCAGUCAUCAUGCGUGCUUUUAUCGUCCUCUGCUUGCUUGCUGCUAGCUGCAGUGCUGAUAAACUGGGUUACAACUACCAACCUGUGGCCCAUGCCGAUGAGGGUUUGUCCUUCUUGCCAGGAAGUGGACAAGUGAUUGGAGAACUCCCCCAGCAGUUGUUGCAGCCCGUGCUGAGUGGAGAGGCUGUGCUUUCCCAGCCCAUUGAAGCUCCCGUUUUGUCGCCGAUCCAGGCUCCUGUUGCUCCACAGGUAGCUCCUUUGGUGGAGGAGUUCCAGAAGGAAUUCUACAGCUAUGCCGCCCCUGAGGAGCAGUUCGAUGAGGGUACCAGCAACCAGCAGAUCGCCAACUCCCUAAAGAAGAACCUCCGCGUAGUCUUCAUCCGCACUCCGGAAAACCAAGGCUUCGAACGCGCCGCCCUCCAGUUGGCCAAGCAGUCUGCCCAGCAGGAAACCGCCAUCUAUGUGCUGACCAAGCAAUCUGAUGUGUCCAACCUGGCUAAGCAAUUGAACGCUCUGAAGACCAGCUCCACCAACAAGCCGGAGGUGCACUUUGUCAAGUACCGCACACCUGAGGAUGCUGCCAAUGCCCAGUUGGCCAUCCAAAACCAGUACAACCAGUUGCCCGGAGUGUCCCGCAUUUCCAACGAGGGUAGUGCUCCUGUCCUUAACUUUUCCUCGGCCCCAGCUCAGCCCGUUGCAGCCCCCGCCAGUGCUGCUCCAGUUGCUGCACCUGCUCCCAGCUCGGAGUAUCUGCCCGCCAAUGUGAUCGCUGGCCAGGAUUACCUGCCUCCCACUCUGCGUCGCUUCCGCGUCAAGUAAAUGUGUACUCAAGUGAAAGUCCAACGGUAACGUUUCCUAAACAAUCACCUGCCCACUCCCAUCACGUCCAAGUUAACUAGCUCUUAAGUAUCCAUGUAGAGGAAUAAAAUUUGUUUUGCUGACAAA